AUCGAAAAUAUUGGAGAUUCCAUCUUCUUCUUCUUCUUCUUCUUCACAGCUUCAACCAAAACAAUCCCAUUUAAAACUUGGCAAAAAAGAAGAAAAAUCCGUGUUUCAAUGGCGUCUCUGACCCCAAUUUCCCAGUCCCACUCCUUUCUUAAAAGACCCAACCUUAAAACCCCUCCACCUCCCAAUUUCUCUUCCAGUUUUAUCAUCAAGGAUUUCCCAUAUUCCAAGGCUUCUCUUAAACUUCCCAGGAGGGUUACUAGGAACGUCGUCGUGUCGUCCACGACGGCGGAGAAGCCCAGGAAGAGGUACCCCGGCGAGGCUAAAGGUUUCGUGGAGGAGAUGAGGUUAGUGGCUAUGAAAUUGCAUACUAGAGACCAAGCAAAGGAAGGAGAGAAGGAGGUGAAACAGCCUGAAGAACGGACCGUUAAGGUAUGGGAGCCCACCGUUGAUGGCUACUUGAAGUUCCUUGUUGACAGCAAGUUGGUUUACGAUACGCUUGAAGGGAUUAUUGAUAAGGCUGCUUUCCCUAGCUAUGCUGAAUUCAGGAACACUGGAUUGGAAAGGUCAGAGAAGUUGGCGAUGGAUUUACAGUGGUUCAAAGAGCAAGGCUAUGCCAUUCCCGAACCAUCUUCUCCCGGUGUUACGUAUUCCGAGUAUCUUAAAGAAUUAUCCGAUAAGGAUCCACAAGCAUUCAUAUGUCAUUUCUACAACAUUUAUUUUGCACACUCGGCAGGUGGCCGGAUGAUUGGGAAGAAGGUAGCUGAGAAGAUACUUGACAACAAGGAGUUAGAAUUUUACAAAUGGGAUGGUGACCUUUCCCAAUUGUUACAAAACGUGAGGGACAAGCUGAACAAAGUAGCUGAGAGCUGGACUCGAGAGGAGAAGAAUCAUUGCUUGGAAGAAACCGAGAAAUCGUUCAAUUAUUCAGGGGAGAUUCUUAGAUUGAUACUGUCAUAGGUAUGCCAAGCAUAACUGGCAUAGUAUGUUCUGGACUCUGUGCUAUCAAAUCUGGAAUUGUUAUGGGAUUUCAAGUCAAAUACUCAACACUGUGGACUGAACUUGUUAACACAUUUAUCAACUUUUAUUCGUAUUCCUUGAUU
Molecule: messenger RNA, 1100 nt
Organism: Hibiscus syriacus
Lineage: Eukaryota; Viridiplantae; Streptophyta; Magnoliopsida; Malvales; Malvaceae
Product: heme oxygenase 1, chloroplastic-like
Exons: 4
Coding region: 109-957 (282 amino acids)
Biological process (GO): phytochromobilin biosynthetic process; heme oxidation
Molecular function (GO): heme oxygenase (decyclizing) activity
Source: RefSeq, a predicted model, not a curated record